UUGUGACCGUUCCUCAAUUCCAGGCACUGAUUCUUUCUUCCUUCCACUUAGCGAAUCUACAAAUAAAUCCUCCUCUUUUUGUCCAAAUGUAAAAAAAACGGCGAUGCUGCUACUUCUCGCCAUGCUGCUCUCGCCACAACUCCUCGCGGUCAGCGCCGGGAGAAACCUCUACACCGCCGAGCUAUCGUCUCCCUCUUCCACUUUCCUGCCCAGGCUCGUCCUUGGCUACGCCAUCUGCGACACCUGCUGGGAGAUGCAAAUCACCGCCAACUCCAUCUCUCUUCCCAGUACGUGCCUCUCUAGCUUUUGCUCGAUCUCCUCUUUUCCAUCCUUGUGUGAUCUGUGCAGACGUUACCGCGGCUGUCGAGUGCUUCGAUGCCGGCGGCCGGAUCAUCUUCAGAGAGACAAGCAGCACCGACAACACGGGAGCCUUCAGGGUGGAGCUCCCGUUCCAGAUCGCCGACUCGGUCAGCAUGCUCUCGACAUGCACGAGCCGAGUUGUGAGGGGGCCGCUCAAUCACCUCUGCACGUAUCCCUUGGCCCACGCUUACAACCCCUUCCUGUCUCCACGCUCGUUGCCAGAUGGACGGCAAGUCUAUGGAGUCGGGCCCUUCGUGUUUCGUCCCCGAGCAAAGCUCCCGCAUUGCAGUGGCGAUCGCAGGCAGCAGCAGCCGCAGCUCGUCAGUAGAGCAGUUUCAUUGCAGCCGCAGACGCAAUCGUCAAUCUCUUCGCCUUCCUCGUCAGUUUUACAGUCACCUUCCUCGACUGCUACUACUCUUUCCAAUCCAUCGUCUGCAUCGAGCGCUUCCAACACUGGAAGCGGUGGUCUCCAGGUCAACCUCUCCCUGCAAAUCAGCACUUCCUCUUCUCCCAGUUCUUAUAUCAACUCUUCAUCGUCCUGUCCAUCCCCUUCGUCAUCUCCAUCUCCAGGACUUCCAACCUUCCCAUUUCCACUGUUUCCAUUCCCGACUAUUCCCAGUAUUCCUUUCCCGUACGUUCCAACCAUUCCUUUCCCAAGCGCUCCCAGUCCCACCAGUAUUCCUUUUCCGACCAUUCCUUUUCCGACCAUUCCCCCAAUAACCAUCACUCCGGUACCAAUUCCUACCACUCCACAAGCACCAGCUGCUUACCCGGCUCCAUCGAAAUCGCCAUCGCCUCUAUCAUUUACUCCACCAAGUCCUGCUCCCUAUCCUACACCGUCCCCGGCACGCUAGGACACCAUCCUGGUUGGAGUUUUUGUACAGAAAAGUAAGAUAUACGUACACUGUAGGAAGGAACUGUAUUUCAGAACCAGAGCGAAUGAUUAAGUACGCCUUUCCUUGAUCGAUGAUCA
Molecule: messenger RNA, 1333 nt
Organism: Selaginella moellendorffii
Lineage: Eukaryota; Viridiplantae; Streptophyta; Lycopodiopsida; Selaginellales; Selaginellaceae
Product: vegetative cell wall protein gp1
Exons: 1
Coding region: 474-1214 (246 amino acids)
Source: RefSeq, a predicted model, not a curated record